Messenger RNA from Nycticebus coucang (slow loris), 1395 nucleotides. RefSeq names its product ataxin 3 (gene ATXN3). Bases 52 to 1140 code for a protein of 362 amino acids. The transcript has 11 exons. NCBI's taxonomy places the organism in Eukaryota, Metazoa, Chordata, Mammalia, Primates, Lorisidae. The record is from RefSeq and is a predicted model, not a curated record. Gene Ontology annotation, molecular function: cysteine-type deubiquitinase activity. Gene Ontology annotation, biological process: protein deubiquitination. Gene Ontology annotation, cellular component: nucleus.
GGGGCUGGAGGGGGGAGUUCGUGGGGGGCCGUUGGCUCCAGACAAAUAAACAUGGAGUCCAUCUUUCACGAGAAACAAGAAGGCUCCCUUUGUGCUCAACAUUGCCUGAAUAAUCUGUUGCAAGGAGAAUAUUUUAGCCCAGUAGAAUUAUCUUCAAUUGCACAUCAGCUAGAUGAAGAAGAGAGGAUGAGAAUGGCAGAAGGAGGCAUCACUAGUGAAGACUAUCGCACAUUUUUACAGCAGCCUUCUGGAAAUAUGGAUGACAGCGGGUUUUUCUCUAUUCAGGUUAUAAGCAAUGCGUUGAAAGUUUGGGGUUUAGAGCUAAUUCUGUUCAACAGUCCAGAGUAUCAGAGGCUCAGGAUCGAUCCUAUAAAUGAAAGAUCAUUUAUAUGCAAUUAUAAAGAACACUGGUUUACAGUUAGAAAAUUAGGAAAACAGUGGUUUAACUUGAAUUCUCUUUUGACGGGUCCAGAAUUAAUAUCAGAUACAUACCUUGCACUUUUCUUGGCUCAAUUACAACAGGAAGGUUAUUCUAUAUUUGUUGUUAAGGGUGAUCUGCCAGAUUGUGAAGCUGACCAACUACUACAGAUGAUCAGGGUCCAACAGAUGCAUCGACCAAAACUUAUUGGAGAAGAAUUAGCACAACUAAAAGAGCAAAGAGUCCAUAGAACAGACUUGGAACGAGUUUUAGAAGCAAAUGAUGGGUCAGGAACAUUAGAUGAAGAUGAAGAGGAUUUACAGAGAGCUCUGGCACUAAGUCGCCAAGAAGUUGACAUGGAAGAUGAAGAAGCAGAUCUCCGCAGAGCUAUUCAGCUAAGUAUGCAAGGUAGUUCCAGAAAUAUAUCUCAAGAUAUUCCACAAACAUCAGGUACAACUCUUACUUCAGAAGAACUGCGGAAGAGAAGAGAAGCCUACUUUGAAAAGCAGCUGCAGCAGCAGAAGCAGCAGCAGCAGCAGAAGCAGCGGGAGGUAGAUCCACCAGGGCAGAUUUCACAUCCAUGUGAAAGGCCAACCACAAGUUCAGGAGCACCAGGGAGUGAUCUAGGUGAUGCUAUGAGUGAAGAAGAUAUGCUUCGGGCAGCUGUGACCAUGUCCUUAGAAACUGUUAGAAAUAAUUUGAAAACAGAAGGGAAAAAAUAAUACCUUUUAAAAAAUCAUUUCACUUAUUCAUACUUUCCAACAUUACCCUGCGUGAUUACAACAUAAGGUUCAUUUUGGUAAUGUGUCAAAUAGAUGAGAAAAUUAAGACUUUUAGGUGGGUUGCAAACAAAUUGAUGACAAAGUGGAAAAAUGUGACAGUGGUUAAGACUAAAUAAUGAUCCUUUAAAUAUUAAACAGUGAUCCUUUCAAUACUAGCCAAAGAGGCAUUUAGCAAUUAAAGAAAUUUAAAAUAGU